AUGCUGCUACUGGCCUGUCUUUUCAAUCCACCAUUUAUCGUGUUACCCAGAGCUGCCACGAGACGUGCGCAGCUCACCGUCACGACGUCUUCCACAAAGCGCCGUAAGGUUGCAGAGCCUCGCAGACCAGGAGGAGCCCUGCCGGGUUUGUCGUUUGCCUCGCAGGCUGGAAGACGUCACAGUCAGCACCCCCAUUCCGACUCGUCUUCCGUGCCACCGAAUCCUCGCCCAUCGUCUACGUCCGGGUCGAACCGAAGUCAAAGCCCUUCUGUGUCUCCGUCUCCUCGCUAUAUUCCCGCCCAUUUGCAGGAAGAAGUGCUUGGCACCGCCGCCCGCUCCCCGACCUCGGAAUCCGCCAGUACCGCCGACUAUCCUUCGAUCGCCUGCGCAGGACUCACCCUACACAGCGACGCUAUGACGGAUAUGUCUGGUUCCGACAAAGGAGAUGGCAGCGUUCCGCCUCCUGGAGGUGACGUUCGGUCAUCCUCCCCUGGUAUCAAACGGUCGGCUCCUAACGCCGACCAGGAUGUGGAGAUGGAUCUAGGUUCGACGGAGAAGAGAUCUGUUUCUCUGUCCCAGCACACAGACGUGAUGGAUACGACUACGGCGGAGGGGAGCUCGAACGGCAACGGUGACAACUCUGGGUCAGAUAACGUCUAUCCCACACCAUCCAGCAUGUCAACCUUUACCUCCUCCACGGCGACCCGAAAGGAAUCCAAGGCUCAAGCCUCCAGCUCGUCCCACGAUCUCCCUCCCAUCGACGAUCAGGUCGCUCAAGUGACCUGCACCAUGGCCCAGCCGUUGAAGGAGAAACAGAAGGGAUAUCUCGUGUCCAUGUCUUGGUUGAAGCGGGUGCUCGCUCGCAGCUCGACCCACGCCGACAAGGCCGAUAAGUCGGCAGCUGAAGGAGAAAUUGGACCCGUGGAUAACUCAGACCUUGUGCUGGUCACUGACCCGGCGAUUACCGGCUUCCAUGAUGAGGCAGGAGAGCCCUUUGUGCCCUUGCGUCCAGGUCUGCAGAUGGGAGAGGACUUUGAGAUAGUGCCCCAGGAAGGCUGGGACCUGAUCAUGCGAUGGUACGGCUUGGCUAGUCAAUCGCCAGCCAUUGUUCGCUAUGCUCAUAACACCGUGGAGGAAGGUGAUACUGAAAAUAUUCAAUACGAGCUUCAUCCUCCAAUCUUCACCGUUCUGAAGCUAGCAAACCCGGCAGCGGGGACCACUCCACAGAGUCUAAGAGAGAAGAAUAUGCCACCUGCAAAGGUCUUGUCCAGCCGACACACCAACUUCCAAAAGUGGCUGAAGCAAGUGAAGGGACUGGCCAAUAUUGACAUGUCUACCAAGGUCCGUGUAUGGAGAAUUCUCGGGGGACUGGGAAGUGCGACGGCUUCGGCUGCAAUCACACCCGCUGCGUCACGGAGCGCUUCUCCGGCACCUACGGCCUCCCUGGUUGCCAAUGCCGGCAACAACCUUGUACUUGACCUCAACACCUUCCUCUCGUUAUCGGACGGCGCUCAGCGAGAACUGGUCGACAACGUCAAGGAUCAAACCAAUAAUCCCAAUUUCAACGGUCGAUCUACCUUGGAUCGUGUUGGCUUGUCUACCAGUGAUGUUGUGGUACUUGAGGAGCGCGUUGGUGGAGAGUGGGCUUCAGAAGUGUCCAAAAAGACCCUCGAUCGCCUAGGUGUCCCGAGUGGCAGUAUGAAGAAUGGCGUUCCUGCCAAGCUCAAGAACAAAAGUCCUACCAACAGUGGUAGAUCAUCGCCCGCCCCAGAGCCUAUUAGGGGCCGGCGUAAAGACGGAAAGCCCAGGGGCUGCACGGGAUUGAGCAACCUCGGAAACACCUGCUACAUGAACUCUGCUCUACAGUGCGUGCGCAGUGUGGAGGAACUGACAUACUACUUCCUGAACGAUGUGUAUAAGAAAGAUCUCAACCCCAGUAAUCCUCUCGCCCAUAACGGUGAUAUAGCCAAGGCGUAUGCGAACCUUCUUCGUAUGAUCUACGACGAAGCGGGUCAGUCGUCGUUCGCUCCCCGCCAGUUUAAACAUACCAUUGGUCGUUACGGUCCUGCAUUCUCGGGAUACGGGCAACAGGAUUCGCAGGAAUUUCUGCUGUUCCUGCUGGAUGGGCUACAAGAAGAUUUGAACAGAAUACAGAAGAAGCCAUAUAUCGAGAAGCCAGACUCCACGGACGACAUGGUCCACGACAAGAAGGCUCUCAAAGAGUUUGCCAAUAAAUGCUGGGACAUUUACAAAGCCCGCAAUGACUCGGUCAUCACGGAUCUUUUUGCCGGCAUGUACAAGUCAACACUUGUCUGCCCUGUCUGCGAGAAGGUCAGCAUCAUCUUUGAUCCAUUCAACAAUCUGACGCUUCAGCUUCCGAUCGAGAAUCUUUGGAGCAAGGAGAUCUUCUUUUUCCCCCUCCACCGCAAGCCUGUCAUCGUUGACGUGGAGAUUGAUAAAAACGCCAGCAUCAAGGCGCUCAAGGAGUUAGUGGCCAAGAAGAUGGGCUCCGAUCCUCAGCGUCUCGUCAUGGCCGAAAUCUACAAGUGCAAAUUCUACAAGAUGUUCGACAACUCUGCGUCCAUUGCUGAUUGCCAGAUCGGCCAAGGCGACGACAUCGCAAUCUUUGAGGUGGAGUCUGUACCUACCAACUAUAAUCCCGACAAGCGCCAGAAGAGUUACUUUUCUUAUGGUCGUUCAGACUAUGAAGAAAUUCCUAGCUUUGACUCACCCAAGGCAGACCGAAUGCUUGUGCCCAUCUUCAAUCGGCAUUGCCGGCCAAAGUCGAAUAACAGCGGGAAUAAGCAGCGGUCGCUCUUCGGCGCUCCUUUGUAUGUAGUCAUCAGCAGAGAAGAGGCUCAAGAUUACGAUGCCAUCCUCCACAAAGUUCUUGAAGCUGUUGCCACGUUGACAACGCGAGACAUUCUCAAUGAGGAGAACAUCAAGAAAGCUGACGAGCAAGGGGGGACUCAAGAGGAUUCGGAUACCGUUGUGAUGAAUGAGGAUGACGCGCAAUCUGCAGAUUCUAAAAUCAAGACAUCAUCUGUGGACGGUGAGGAUGGUUUGGUGGACGUAUCCAUGCGCGACGCUUCCGACGAGAUGGAUAGUCCAUCUUCGCAAGACACCAAGCGUGAAAAUGCUGUCUUGGGCCCUGACAGCUCUAUUGCACCUGGCCUCCGGAGCCUCUUCGACAUGAAGAUUAUCAAAUCGUCCCACGAGGUUGUGCCUCUCGGCUGGUCUUCAGUGGAUGAUAUCAAAGACUAUCCAUUGAUGUCGUCCAGAGUCAAAGCACUGUCGUCUAGCAAACAGAAGAAGACAACGUCCAGUUCAGUGACCGAGCGAAAGAACAGUGAUGACUCGGAUCAGGAUGGAAGCGCCGGCAGUGCUUCUGACAGUGACUCUGACAUGUUCUCCAACGUCAGUCGCCCUAAGGCUGUACAGACCCAAACCGACGAGCGUCCUCUGAUCCGCCCGGGCGAAGGUAUCGUGCUGGAUUGGAACGAUCAAGCCCACGAUGCCCUAUUUGGUGGGGAUAAAAAGGACACUGACGGGCUACGUGGUACUCCUACAUGGACCAACGUGGAGCGCAUUCCAGAUCCGGAACUCGCCAAACGCCGUGAUCUUCGUCGGAGCCGGAAGAAGAGGGGCGUUACGCUCUACGAAUGUCUUGAUGAGUUCAACAAAGAGGAGAUUCUUUCCGAGAAUGAUGCAUGGUACUGCCCUCGCUGCAAAGAGCAUCGCAGAGCCAGCAAGAAGUUCGAAUUGUGGAAGACUCCCGACAUCCUUGUCAUGCACCUGAAGAGAUUCAGCGCCAGCAGGGGUUUCAGGGACAAGCUAGAUGUCCUGGUCGACUUCCCCGUUGAAGAGCUGGACAUGAGCGACCGUGUCGAAGCGCCUGAAGAGGGAAAGAGCCUAAUCUAUGAUCUCUUCGCGGUUGAUAACCACUACGGUGGAUUAGGAGGCGGUCACUAUACGGCCUAUGCGAAGAACUUUAUGAGUGGCGAAUGGAACGAGUACAACGAUUCGUCCGUCUCACGACCAAUUGAUCCCCAAAGUGUGGUGACUCCCGCCGCGUAUUUAUUGUUUUACCGUCGGCGUUCAGACCGCCCGCUGGGCGGGAAGAUCUUGGAGGAAAUCGCCGAGUCGUCAACUCGACCAGCCAGCGAGGACAACUCCCCGGCUGGGUCCCGUGGGCAGUCGCCGUCGGGGAACGGGCGGCGUCUCGGCGGCUCCUCCCGCAAUGGGUCGUCGAGCGCCUUAGCCGGAGUCGGAGCAGCUCACCAAGCGGGAGAUGGUGGUUUGCGAACCGGAAUCCGGGCGAGGAAUGAGGACAGUGAUGACGAUGAUGAAUCUCCCCCUGACUAUUCGGACAGCCCAGCCGCUGGCGAGCAGAGCCUUGCGAAAGCAAACCGACUGGAAGGUAUGAGCUUUGAUGAAGACGAGUUCGGCGAUGGAGCCUAUGCCAACCCGCUCCCCUACUCAAGCCAGCCCACGUGGUCCUUCGACCGAGUCACAGAUGCUCAUGGCCUUUCACAGAUGACCACAGUACCUCCGGGAUCCAUCUCUGAUGACGAGGAUUUGUUCGACGACGAUGCCAGCAACAAAGCGGUGGGCGGGGGAGAUCUCAGCGACUCCGACUUGCGCCUCGCCGCAUUGACCGGAAGCCCAAUCGGUCAGGGAGUGUUCCCAGGCACGCCCAUGGAGGAGGAAGCUCCGAUCCAGGACAUCCCUCCGCCACUAGACGGUGAUGACGAUGAAGAUUUACCCGUGGUGGAGCUACGGGUGAAUGAUGAUGACCAGAUCGUCUCGGACUGA
Aspergillus udagawae is the source of this 4815-nucleotide messenger RNA. Its product is annotated as putative ubiquitin-specific protease UBP12. The coding region runs from base 1 to 4815 and encodes 1604 amino acids. The transcript is spliced from 5 exons. Gene Ontology annotation, biological process: protein deubiquitination. Gene Ontology annotation, molecular function: cysteine-type deubiquitinase activity. The record is from RefSeq and is a predicted model, not a curated record. Lineage: Eukaryota; Fungi; Ascomycota; Eurotiomycetes; Eurotiales; Aspergillaceae.